Linderina pennispora is the source of this 1190-nucleotide messenger RNA. RefSeq names its product Diaminopimelate epimerase-like protein. Lineage: Eukaryota; Fungi; Kickxellomycota; Kickxellomycetes; Kickxellales; Kickxellaceae. Gene Ontology annotation, biological process: biosynthetic process. Gene Ontology annotation, cellular component: cytoplasm. The transcript has 2 exons. The record is from RefSeq and is a predicted model, not a curated record. Gene Ontology annotation, molecular function: isomerase activity. The coding region runs from base 1 to 771 and encodes 256 amino acids.
AUGGCAAGCUACCAGAUAUUCAUUGUCGAUGCAUUCACUGACCGACCUUUUAGUGGCAACCCAGCCGCAGUCGUUCCAGUACCCGCCAGCCAGCCGAUAGUUGGAACCAGGAUGCUCCAGAUAGCUGCCGAGAUGAACCUGUCUGAGACUGCAUUUGUUAUUCCUAAGAAUGCAAAUGGGCCCAAUGCCUUCCAGGAAGCAUCUCAUUUUGAUUUGAGGAAAUCAACCUAUGCGGUCAUGCCACCGCUGGCCACCGCCUAUGUCCUAUUUUUCAAGCUUCAGAACAUAUCUAAUGAGCUGCGUUUUGACACUCUCGGUGGAGAAUUAGUCGUGCGUCGUGGUACAGACGGACAUCUAGAUAUGACGUUCCCUGUUGACAUGCCCAAGCCAGUUGAUGUCAACGAUGAUGUUAAGCUGCUCAUCUCCAGCGUCUACGGUGAGUACCGUGACUCAAUCGAGGUUGAGCUAUCGCCAGCGCUCAGAUUCUUAAUCGUACACGACCCAGACACCACCAAGGAUCACAUAGUUGGUUUGGAGCCAAGGUUUUCGCCUGCGGCAAUUGCUGCUGGUGAGCGUUUGAAUCUAGUAGCGGUUCUGAUUACUGCCAGAGGUGUUGAGAAGGACUUCCACAGUCGUGUGUUUGGUCCAUGGGUUGGUGUUGGCGAGGAUCCAGUGUGCGGCUCUGCACAUACUGUGCUUGCUCCAUUCUGGCACAGACGGUUGGGCAAGACCUUCGUUCUCUGUCACCCAGGUAUCAAAGCGACAUGGUGACCUUGAGGUUGAACUGCUUAGUGAUACCCGCGUUCAGAUUAGCGGCAAGGCAACGGCGGUUUUAGAUGGUGUUAUUUCAGUCUAGUUCAUAUCUCUCUGUGUUUUCCAAUACCGCAGCAGCAUUUCCAACACGGGUACACAGCAAUUCCCACACCAUUUGUCCGCACUAACAAUCCCGUGUGAAUAACGUGUGAGAAUGGCACUAACAGCUUGUAUUGGCGAUAUCACAAACGCAACGCAGCGCUUGGUCCAGUGACUCAUAAAGCCAUCCCAGCAUGCCACUAUUAGCCUGCGCCAGCAGUAUUUAAACGAGAACCGAGGAGCCAAACCUGGAACAGUGGCCUUUACUCACUGAAAAACCAUCCAUUCCAACUACUCACAUUACCAAUGGGCAAGUACCAGAUCUUCACCGUCGACGC